Messenger RNA from Diprion similis, 2493 nucleotides. Its product is annotated as ATPase family protein 2 homolog. NCBI's taxonomy places the organism in Eukaryota, Metazoa, Arthropoda, Insecta, Hymenoptera, Diprionidae. The record is from RefSeq and is a predicted model, not a curated record. The coding region runs from base 71 to 2470 and encodes 799 amino acids. Gene Ontology annotation, cellular component: cytoplasm. Gene Ontology annotation, molecular function: ATP hydrolysis activity; ATP binding. The transcript has 5 exons.
CAUGCGUCCAUGUGCUCAUCAUGCGUCGCGAAUUUCUUGUAGAAAUCCGGCAUGACAACGUAACCUCGAAAUGUCACCCAAGUCGAAGAAGGGCUCGGCGCUUUGGUACUCGUGCGAGAAAUGCGAAGCGGUUUUAGCCCAAAAAGAUAUCACCGUCCACGAAGAAAAUUGCCCACCAUGUGCGAAAGAUUGGAGUCACAACUAUAUUCGACAUGGUGUUUUGUACAGCAACGUCGAAGUCUACAAAUCACAAGAACCGCCAAAGAAUAUUUCUACCCGUGAAUUAAAUGACAUGGUUUUCGUGGCUCCGUCGGCUAUGCAGUUGUGUAAAAUCGCUAUUGGUGAUCCAGUUGUUCUGAAUGUUGGAGAAAAUACAUCUGUCAAAAUUGCUUGGCCAACUAGCGAAAAGAGUCUGACCAGCGUCUGCUUGACAAGGCAAGCCAUCGACUUGAAUAAGCUUGAAGGGCGUGUCAAAAUCGCAAAGCUUACAUCAGAUGUUGGUCUGGCCACCACAAUCAGUAUCGAGUAUGUUGGCAAACAAAAAUUGCCGGAAGUCACGACAGAGUGGGAUAUAUUGAUAAAAAAUUAUCACGAAAGAAAAAUAUUUACCGUUGGAAACAGAAUAUGUGUGCCUUAUUAUGGGAAGAAAUUGAUCUAUAAAAUUUUGGACAUUAAUAGUGAAAAGUUGACUGCUGAUAAUCGGGUCACAGAACCAGUACCCAGAAAAUUAGAGGAGCAUUUUGAUGAUCUGAACUUAUCGGAAAGCAUUUCAGAUAAGGUAAUAUUUUACAAAGCUCUUUACUCAACAAAAUGGACAACUGUGAACAGCAAAGUAGAGGAGAAAGAUCCUGAGACCAGCAGGUUUGUCAAAUCAUCUGAUAUAGCUGGUUAUGACGAUUUAAUAGCCGAAGUGAAACAUGUAACUGAUGUAGCCCUUGGAAAAUAUACAAUGAUGAAAGGUUUUGACGUAACGAGGGGCAUCAUACUGUACGGAACGCUGGGCGUUGGGAAAUCGUUGAUAGCGAAAGCGGUAAUGGCUGAAUCUGGUGCACACAUAUUGAUAGUGAACAAUUCAGAAAUUUACAGCAAGUACGUAGGUGAGACAGAGGUCAAGUUGAGAGAGAUAUUUGCGGAGGCUAGAAGAAAUGCUCCGAGUAUAAUUUUUAUAGAUGAUAUUGACAAUAUGUGUGGGAAAAAAAACAAAUCCAGUAGCGAUCAAGAGAAGAGGGUACUGUCGACGCUGUUGGCGCUGUUUGAUGAGCUUCAAAGUUCAAAUGCCAAUAUUCUAGUCAUGGCUACAAGUUCCCAGCCGCAUGCUUUGGAUCCUGCGCUGCGCAGACAUGGCAGAAUUGACAAGGAGUUCGAGGUAGCCGUGCCUACACAAAGAAUGCGUAAAGAAAUUUUACUCAAAUUAUUAUCCAAAAUCCCCAAUGAUCUCAGUGAUUCAAAUAUUGGUGAAAUUUCUUUCGUCACGCAUGGAUUUGUCGCAGCAGAUCUCUUUAGCCUCUGUUCUAGGGCGACGAUGCAUGCGAUGAAGCAUUGGAGAACAUCUGAGACAUAUUCAAAUGAAAAAGAUGUUCAAAUGAACUUGAUCAUGGAGAAUUUUAAUUACGCCUUAACGAUGGUCUCACCAUCGGCGAUGAAAGAAGUCCUCGUUGAAGUGCCAAAUGUAAAAUGGUCGGAUAUAGGUGGGCAAAAAGAUCUGAAGCUAAAAUUACAGCAAGCCGUUGAAUGGCCCCUGAUGCAUCCAGAAGCAUUCGUUAGAUUGGGGAUAACUCCACCCAGAGGCGUUCUCAUGUUUGGCCCACCUGGUUGUUCGAAGACAAUGAUCGCCAAAGCACUUGCCACAGAAAGUCAGCUGAAUUUUCUAAAUAUAAAGGGACCAGAAUUGUUUUCUAAGUGGGUGGGGGAGUCAGAAAGGGCAGUGAGGGAGGUUUUCAGAAAAGCUAGACAAGUCGCACCGUCUAUUAUUUUCAUCGAUGAGAUUGAUGCCAUUGGAGGUGAAAGGGCAUCUGGUAGCAGUACUGGUAGUAAUGUCCAGGAGCGUGUCUUAGCUCAAUUAUUAACUGAGCUUGACGGCGUCACUGAGUUGGGUAACGUCACUCUGGUAGCGGCCACUAACAGGCCAGACAGAAUUGAUAAGGCACUGCUUCGACCUGGACGUCUAGACAGAAUAGUGUACGUUCCAUUGCCGGAUUCGGAAACGAGACAGGAAAUAUUUGACAUUAAACUUCGUAAGAUGCCGGUUUCUACUGAUGUAGAUAUAAAUGAUCUGGUCUAUUUGACGGAGGGUUAUUCAGGUGCAGAAGUUCAGGCAAUCUGUCAUGAAGCGGCAAUGAAAGCUCUUGAGGAAAAUUUGAAUGCCACUGUGAUUACCAAAGAACAUUUCAAAGCAGCCUUAUCUAUGGUUACCCCGAGAACGCCUGCCUCGUUAAUUAAAUUGUACGAAGAUUAUUUGAUUAAAAACUGACUCAAUAUAAAUCUUUCGCCAAU